CUGCCCCCGCCCGAGGGAGAGCAGAGGAGCGUUAAUACAUCUACGAGCUAAAGAGGAAACUCUGGCUGGGGCAGCGAGCGGCGGCCCGAACGGCAGCGCCGGGGGCGGCUACGGCGGCAGCGGCACAACGGACAAAAUACAAUAGAGGCAGCAACAGAAGGGAGCCCGUGGUCCUCUCCUCUCCAGUAAACACACUCCCCUCCACCACCCCCUGCAGCACCGCGCGCGGUGCCGCCCGGUGCCCGAGGCCGCUCGGACUGCUAUGUAACCGCGAGACCGCGGGAGGAAGGGGACCGGGGAGAAGAGGCUCGCCCGUGGGGGCCAAGUUUGCGGCCACUUCUGCACGCGCUUUCCUUAGCCCCCGCUUGCAGUUUCCUGCAGCCCAGCUGGCCCGGGUGUCCUUCGCCGCCGCCUCGCGUGCCCAGCAGCCGCGGCUCCCGGCGACCAUGGUGACGGUGGAGGAGCUGCGGGAGAUGGACUGCAGCGUGCUCAAAAGGCUCAUGAACCGGGAAGAGAACGGCGGUGCGGGCGGCAGCGGCAGCCACGGCGCCUUGGGGCUGCUGAGCGGCGGCAAGUGCCUGCUGCUGGACUGCAGACCGUUCCUGGCGCACAGCGCGGGCUACAUCCGAGGCUCGGUCAACGUGCGCUGCAACACCAUCGUGCGGCGGCGGGCCAAGGGCUCCGUGAGCCUGGAGCAGAUCCUGCCCGCGGAGGAGGAGGUGCGCGCCCGCCUGCGCUCCGGCCUCUACUCGGCGGUCAUCGUCUACGAUGAGCGCAGUCCGCGCGCCGAGUGUCUCCGCGAAGACAGCACCGUGUCGCUGGUAGUGCAGGCGCUGCGCCGCAACGCCGAGCGCACCGACAUCUGCCUGCUGAAAGGUGGCUAUGAGAGGUUUUCCUCCGAGUACCCAGAAUUCUGUUCCAAAACGAAGGCCCUGGCCACCAUCCCACCUGCUGUGCCCCCCAGCACUGCCGAGUCCUUGGAUGUGGGCUGUGGCUCCUGCGGAACCCCUCUGCACGACCAGGGGGGUCCUGUGGAGAUCCUUCCCUUCCUCUACCUCGGCAGUGCCUACCACGCUGCCCGGAGGGACAUGCUGGAUGCCCUGGGGAUCACGGCCCUGUUGAACGUGUCCUCCGAUUGCCCAAACCACUUUGAAGGACACUAUCAGUACAAGUGCAUCCCGGUGGAAGAUAACCACAAGGCAGACAUCAGCUCCUGGUUCAUGGAGGCCAUCGAGUACAUUGAUGCCGUGAAGGACUGCCGCGGCCGGGUGCUGGUGCACUGCCAGGCGGGCAUCUCGCGCUCGGCCACCAUCUGCCUGGCCUACCUGAUGAUGAAGAAGCGGGUGCGGCUGGAGGAGGCCUUCGAGUUCGUGAAGCAGCGGCGGAGCAUCAUCUCGCCCAACUUCAGCUUCAUGGGGCAGCUGCUGCAGUUCGAGUCGCAGGUGCUGGCCACGUCCUGCGCCGUGGAGGCCGCCAGCCCGUCCGGGCCCCUGCGGGAGCGGGGCAAGGCCACCCCCACCCCCACGUCGCAGUUUGUCUUCAGCUUCCCGGUGUCGGUGGGCGUGCAUUCGGCCCCCAGCAGCCUGCCCUACCUGCACAGCCCCAUCACCACGUCCCCCAGCUGCUAGGGCCGCUCCGAGCCGCCCCUGAGCGCGCCGGCCCCGCCGGGACUGACCAGCGCGGCCAGCGGGUGGCCAAGCCCCUCCCCGGCCGCCCCUCCUGGGCCAGCCUGGAGCCAGCUAGAAUGGCAAUAAGGACUUCAAAUACACAUAACCACGAGCAAACAAAACACUCCAACCUAGAGCAAUAACGGCUGCGGCUGCCUCGGCGGGCAGGGAAGACCUUGGUUUGGUUUGUGUGUCUGUUACUUUUCAGAUAGGAAUUUCUUACCUCAUUUUUUUAAGCGGUAAGGCUUGAAGUUCGGAAACCCACAGAUCCUGGCAAAUGUGCCCAUCCGGUUUUAUUAAGGGGGGGGGAGGGGGGGGGAGUGGGAAAGGGACACAAAGAAAACGAGGUUGCCAGAAGUGCCUGGUUCUGUGUGCUUCGUCCUUUAUUGGUUCUUGUAACAGGUUUUAUUAUUUUUGUUUGUUUUUUGUUUCUGUUGUGGUCUUUUUGUUUCCGUGUUUUGAAGAAAUCUUACAGGACGUGGUUUUCCUUUCGAAGUCACCAACAGGUGAAUAAUUACGCUAAAUAAUAAAUAAAAGUAUUUAUUAAGAAUUUCCUCAGAGUAUGUAAGUA
Molecule: messenger RNA, 2238 nt
Organism: Hyaena hyaena (striped hyena)
Lineage: Eukaryota; Metazoa; Chordata; Mammalia; Carnivora; Hyaenidae
Gene: DUSP4
Product: dual specificity phosphatase 4
Exons: 4
Coding region: 447-1628 (393 amino acids)
Biological process (GO): negative regulation of MAPK cascade; endoderm formation; protein dephosphorylation
Cellular component (GO): nucleus; cytoplasm
Molecular function (GO): MAP kinase tyrosine/serine/threonine phosphatase activity; protein tyrosine/threonine phosphatase activity
Source: RefSeq, a predicted model, not a curated record